AUGUUAGGAAAACAAUUUUCAUUUCGUCAAAAGCUUCAAAGUUGCUUCUGCUGCUCAUCUCAGUCUGCUCUUCACCUUCAUACACUCCCAGCCAAUCCAAAGCUCAAUAUUUCCACCGACUUAGCUGCUUCCCUACAGGGUCGUAUUUCAUACCCUCGUCUCCUUCAAAUCCAUGGUCAAGUCUUUCAAGUUGGUGCUCAGCAGGACAACCUGAUCGCCACUCGUCUCAUUGGCCAUUACCCAUCUCAUCUCGCUCUCCGAGUCUUUCAUCAGCUCCAAAAACCCAACAUUUUUCCUUUCAAUGCCAUUAUCAGGGUCUUUGCGGAGGAGGGUUUCUUCUCCGAUGCGUUUUUCCUCUUCAAAAGCUUAAAGCAGACGUCGCUUUCCCCUAAUGACUUCACCUUCUCUUUCCUUCUCAAGGCCUGCUUUCGCUCUGAAAAUUCUCGUUAUGUCAAACAAAUUCAUACCCAUGUUACGAAAAUGGGGUUUCUUUGCAACUCAUUUGUCUGUGCCAGCCUACUUGCAGUGUAUGCGAAGGGACUUAAGGAUUUGGGUUCUGCACGUUUGGUGUUUGAUGAAAUGCCUGAGAAGAGUAUCGUAUGCUGUUGGACAUCGUUAAUUGCUGGUUAUGCUCUGUCAGGUCAGAGUGAGCAAGUUUUGCGGCUUUUCUUAAUGAUGGUUGAUGAGAAUUUGCGGCCAGAAGAUGAUACAAUGGUUAGUGUUUUGUCUGCGUGUUCAAAUCUUGACAUAGUUGAUGUUGAGAAAUGGGUUACAAUUCUAUCCGCAGUCGUCAGUAAUGUUGACGCUAAGAAGUUUGGUUGUGACUCUGUCAACACUGCACUUGUUUAUUUGUAUGGGAAGUGGGGAAAGGUUGAGAAGAGUCGGGAUCGAUUUGAUCAAAUUUCUGAUAAUGGAAAGCAAAGUGUGCUUCCUUGGAAUGCAAUGAUAGGUGCAUUUGUUCAGAAUGGUUUUCCUAUGGAGUCUCUCAGUCUUUUCCGCGUAAUGGUGGAAGAUCCCAAGUAUAGGCCUAACCAUGUUACAAUGGUCAGCGUGCUUUCAGCUUGUGCUCAAAUUGGUGAUUUAGACCUCGGCAGGUGGGUUCAUGAAUACUUGAAAUCUAAAGGAAGCAAAGGUGUGAUAGGAUCAAACAGAAUUCUAGCCACUGCAUUGAUCGACAUGUAUUCCAAAUGUGGGAGUUUGGAGAGAGCAAAAGAGGUUUUCGAUCAGAUGGUCUCCAAAGAUAUUGUUUCAUUCAAUGCCAUGAUCAUGGGUCUUGCAGUUAACAGUGAAGGAGAGGAGGCCUUAAGGCUACUCUCUAGAAUCCAAGAGUUUGGUUUACAACCCAAUGCGGGUACGUUCCUUGGCGCUUUAUGUGCAUGCAGCCACUCUGGUUUAUCCGAGGAAGGACGUCAAAUAUUUAACGACAUGGCCUCAAGCUUUUCUGUUUCUCCGAAAUUAGAACAUUAUGCUUGCUACAUUGAUCUCCUUGCAAGAGGAGGCCUAGUUGAAGAGGCUCUGGAGGUUGUAACAUCCAUGCCCUUUGAGCCUAAUAGUUUUGUGUGGGGUGCUCUGCUUGGGGGCUGCCUGCUCCACUCAAGAGUAGACUUGGCUCAAUAUGUUUCCAACAAACUGGUUCGAUCGGACCCUGACAAUUCAGGAGGCUACAUAAUGCUGGCUAAUGCAUUUGCAUCUGAUCUUCGAUGGGGUGACGUCUCCGCGCUGAGGUGGUUUAUGAGGGAGAAGGGGGUCACCAAGCAGCCUGGCUUCAGCUGGAUCAGCGUCGACGGCGUGGUGCAUGAAUUUCUCGUGGGGUGCCCGUCACACCCUCAAAUUGAGAGCAUAUAUAAUACGCUAGUUGGAUUGGUGAAGGAAAUGAAGAUAGCAAGUGUAUAG
Molecule: messenger RNA, 1893 nt
Organism: Prunus armeniaca (apricot)
Lineage: Eukaryota; Viridiplantae; Streptophyta; Magnoliopsida; Rosales; Rosaceae
Source: the annotation of a GenBank genome assembly